AUGUGGACCAACACGAGCCAUGUACGCUCUUCGAUACCACGCCGACUGCCCUACAUAUGCCAGGAGUGUCGCUCGCAGCUGCUUUGUCGGCUGACGGCCUCUGCACGAUGGCGAUCAUACAACAUCGCGCACACCAGGACAGAAGUGUGCACAUCAAAAAACAAGAGAAGACAAUAUCAUGUUCAUACGAGCCGCAGGUCGCCAGGACAGCCAGGACAGAGUGCUCCUGCAUCGACUGUGUAUGAUCAUGAAUUACUCCUCGACGUCGCCAGACCAGGGCCUCCACAUGCACAAUCUCCAAAAUCCGUGGUUCGUGAUCAUCUACGUACAUGGGCUAUUCAAAACAAGAAGCAAAAGGCCGAAGACGCAGAGGUGCAAUAUGCCCAAGGGCAGAGACUGGAUACGCUCCCUAAUUCCCUGUUCAUUGAAGAAACGACGUCAGAUGAGGAUACGCUCGACCAAGGCCUCGACGAAUUCGACGAGUCAGUUGAAGCCGCGGAGACAACGUCGUUGAUUGAGCCUGGUGAUCUUGUCUACAUAUACUCAAAACACACUGGCGCACGCGGGCAGUGGGCUAUCUACUUGGAUGCCGUCCUACAAAACCAACAUCGUCUGUUUCUCGCCGAUGGCAGAUGGGUUGCUGAACCUGCUGUCGACACGAGGUGCGCCCCCGUGUGCAAGAGCUUUGCUUCGGAGGAAGAAUUGCGAUACAUCAAAAAACAUCUGCCAGUUAAGCACUUGGACAUGCGUACGGAUGGCAUCGAUGAAAUCCCUGUCGUCCGCUCCUUUGCUGGGGACAUCCCACACGACGACGGAGCUGCCUUGAUGCAACGGGUCGCGACGCUUGUCGAUUCGGUACUUGACUUCCGUCGAAGCAACAUUGAUAUCUUGGACUCUUUGUACGAACGGAUUGCCCACCCCGAAGCAUACAGAACUCUGACAUACGUGGAGAUCUAUGCAGAGUUAUUCAAUACCUCUUCAGACAACGUUCCUUUCGAGGCUGAGAUGGCCAUUUACCUACAAACUAAGAAAACGUCGACUUUGAUGCGUGCUUAUUCGGCGGGAUCAACCACCGCUAGGGUUUCAAUCAUCCCUCGAAAAGCAGCAGCUUCCUUUGAUCAAGUCUGCGCAUGGGCUCGCGAGUACCAGGAGGCAGCUGCAGAGGCAGCUUUAGGAAAGAACGUCUCGUCGCUCCUUGCACGGAACCCUCUGACCAAGUUCAUCGAGAAGGCUCGAGGCUUGAUAUUGCAAAGUCGAGAUCUGCGGUCUCCAACUACGAUUGGAAGUCUAGGACCAAGCUCGAUCAAGCCAGCCACUGGCCGAAAUGUUGAAGCGAAAGAAUCUGGGGUUGUCUUUUCGGAGGACGACAUCAAGGUUCUAGAAUUCCUUUGGGACUGUUACGCCCGUUGCCCCAGGCCUCUCCAUCGAAACAAGAACCAUUCCAUCGGUUCUUUGAUCCUUCGUGCCAUCGGUGCAUAUCCCAAACUGCGACUCGAACGCAAGAUUGGCAGUCUUCUUCUCCAGGAGUUGGGCGUCAUGGCUCCGUGGUUCGAGACGACAGAUCAGCAUACAGCUAUGCCACUCGCCAAGCGGAGAGGGGCUGAGGAAAUCGACACCGCCUUCGCUGAGUCUGAAAGUAUGUGCGAAGAACUAGGACUGAGCCAGAACGCGAGUCAUGCAUUACUGCAUGACUCCUUGGGUCAUUUGCGCGAAGACCUAGGAGCUAUGUCCGUCUUCAUUGUCGACAGUGCGAACACUGUGGUCAAGGACGAUGGUUAUUCCUUGGAGCCUCAUCCAGAUUUGCCGAACACGUACUGGAUCCACGUCCAUAUUGCACACCCCAGCGCAUUUUUUGAUCCCGAUCACAUCUUUGCCAAACGAGCUCGAGCGGUGACCCGGUCUUACUACACCCCGACGACGGUGCAACAGAUGCUACCCGGGCCGCUCACAGAGUCCAUGAGUCUCGAUGCUGGGAAGCCUACAACAACCAUCAGCACCCUCAUCACUGAGUCUGGUGAAGUCCUAGACAUCCAUGUUCGACCCACUAGAAUACACAACACGAUUACCAUGACUCAUGAUGAGGAACGCGCGCUCUUAGGGAAGCCGAAAUCAACCCGAAUCUCCUACAUGGUUGUUGGCCAACCUCCACGACUUAACAUGCUUGGCCCCAAAUAUCCUACGGAUGAUGAGCUUCAGCAUCUUGCGUCACACCAACCUACCCUCCAAAAGCUAGAGGAACUAGCCAUUGCUCGGAUCAAAGCGAGACGCCGGGAGGUUUCUGAGUAUAUUGACCUUGAAAUUCUGCGCCCCAGUCUGAGAACGACCAUUGACUACGUUGAAGACUAUGACCCAGGACGUCUUUUCAAAAGUUACCAUUAUGUUGGAGACCCGGCGAUUACGGUUGCGCACCCUCACGAUCUCGAAAUUUCUCGCACAACCGACAACGAGCAUAUCUGGCCCCUCACCGCCAUGCUCAUGCAACUCGCUUGUGAGUCCGCGGGCAAGUGGUUUGGCGAUCGGGAUAUACCAGCUUAUUUUGCUGGAUCCUCCCCUCAGCCAGGGGUGUCACUAUCCAUGCUGAAAAACACCGGUGUUUUCGACCUUGACCGCCGGUUGCCACGUUACAUCAACUCAGCCAGUCCAAUCCCACAUGUGUAUUUAGAUGUUGCUUCCUAUGUUCAAUGCACUAGCCCGCUCCGCCGAUACACCGAUCUCUGUGUAUGGUGGCAGGCUGAUGCAUAUCUACGGGCAGUGGCAAACGGCAUCAUUGAACCAGGAGAAAGCGCGAGCAAGAUUGAAUUGCCAUUCAAGCGGUCGGACAUCGAAGCCAGUUUUUCCGACAUGGCCAGAUUCCAGCGGGCCGAGGUGACAUUGGCGAGAGUUCCCAUGUACACUUGGGCUGUACGUGCGUUAUUCAGAGCCUUUCACUUUAAGGAGGUGAAAUUACCGGAGGUCUGGGAUGUCGUGGUUGUAAACCGGGAAACACCCUCAACAGGCGUGCGAGAAGACGACACUGGUAUCCGAGGUUGGCUCCAUCCCUUCCGUAUACCUAUGUGGUUACUGAAGUCACCAGAAGGGUGGGAGAAAUCGGUUAGACCCGGUUCAUUCAUGCCAGUGAAGCUGGAGCUGGUAGAUCUCUCUGCAGGUAUAGUCUACUGCAAACCUGUGGGAGCACCGAGCGGCACGCCGUAUCAUUCGGAACCCCUUCGAAUUGCCCCUGACGGACUAUCAUUGCCAGAAGAGAACAGCCCUUGA
This is a messenger RNA of Exophiala spinifera, 3255 nucleotides long. RefSeq lists its product as uncharacterized. Bases 1 to 3255 code for a protein of 1084 amino acids. The record is from RefSeq and is a predicted model, not a curated record. Gene Ontology annotation, cellular component: P-body; exosome (RNase complex). Lineage: Eukaryota; Fungi; Ascomycota; Eurotiomycetes; Chaetothyriales; Herpotrichiellaceae. Gene Ontology annotation, molecular function: 3'-5'-RNA exonuclease activity; RNA binding. The transcript has a single exon. Gene Ontology annotation, biological process: mRNA catabolic process.